UAAUGUCUCUCUAGAAUUGAAGUUCAUCUCCCUACCUUAUCUCUAUCUUUGAUAAACUUAAGCCUCUCAUCUAUAUAAAGCUCUUCUUAUAUGGAUUCACGACCAACAAGAGUCUUUCCACAUUCCAAUUCUCAAAAGAAAUUUCCUCGUAUUUCUUUUUAGAACAUAUUACAACAUGGGAUUCCGUUUACCAAGGAUUGUUCAUGCCAGACAAAGCCUUCAACGUUCUUCAUCAACAGGAAAUCGAGCAUCUCCCAAGGCUGUCGAUGUUCCAAAAGGGUACUUCACCGUUUAUGUUGGUGAGGUAGAAAAGCAGCGUUUUGUGAUCCCACUAUCUUACUUGAACCAACCUUCGUUUCAAGCUUUGUUGAGUGAAGCAGAAGAAGAAUUCGGAUAUGAUCAUCCAAUGGGUGGCAUCACUAUUCCUUGCAGUGAAGACGUUUUCCUUAAUCUCACUCGGAGUUUGAAUGACUCAUGAAGUAUAGAGAUUAACAUCUAUUCUAGAUUGUACAGAAAAAGGAUUAGAAGAGUACACAAUGUAAACAUUUUUGAAAUGAGAAAACUUGAUUGGUUGAA
Messenger RNA from Cucurbita moschata (crookneck pumpkin), 576 nucleotides. Its product is annotated as auxin-induced protein 15A-like. Gene Ontology annotation, biological process: response to auxin. The transcript has a single exon. Bases 176 to 478 code for a protein of 100 amino acids. The record is from RefSeq and is a predicted model, not a curated record. NCBI's taxonomy places the organism in Eukaryota, Viridiplantae, Streptophyta, Magnoliopsida, Cucurbitales, Cucurbitaceae.